Messenger RNA from Chenopodium quinoa (quinoa), 1092 nucleotides. Its product is annotated as spindle assembly abnormal protein 6 homolog. The coding region runs from base 1 to 1092 and encodes 363 amino acids. The transcript is spliced from 5 exons. Lineage: Eukaryota; Viridiplantae; Streptophyta; Magnoliopsida; Caryophyllales; Amaranthaceae. The record is from RefSeq and is a predicted model, not a curated record. Gene Ontology annotation, biological process: gene silencing by siRNA-directed DNA methylation.
AUGGAAAUCUGCACUCAAGAUGAUGAGAUUAAAAAAUUGCGGAAUCUUGUGUUGAAACUUUCCACAGAGCUAGAUCACAAAAACUUCAAGUUGAUGGAAUUGGAAGAAAAGAACACCGAAGACAUAGAAAAUUGGAUGAUAGAGAAAGAAAAGUUGCUUGUUGAGAGGUCUGCAGCAAUUAGUGUAUUGGUGUCUGAGAAUGUAGACAAAGAUCUAUUGCUUGAUGAGAAGUCUGCGCGCAUCAUUGCUUUAACAGAAAAGAAAGAACAAAUGCUUUGUGAGUCCACCAAAAGAAUGAACACUUUUAAGGAAGAGACUGAGAGGCUAAUUAAUGAGAAAUCUUCAGUCAUCAACACUCUGAAGGCGCAAAUUACUGACAAAGACCGGCUGCUUGUAGAGAAAGAAAGGCUUCUUGAUGAGAGAUUAACAUUGAUCAGAACUUUAAAGAUACAGAACACAGAAAAGGAGACACUCAUUGAGGAGAAAUCUGCAUCCAUUAACAAAUUGAUGGCAGAGAAAGAACAAGGGCUUGAAGCUUAUCUAAAAGAAUUAAAAAAGACUGAGAACAUGAAGCUUGAAAAUGAGAAGCUCUGGCGUGAUUUGGAUUCUCAAAAGGAGGAAUUAGAAAGGUUGAUCAAGGAGCAGAAUGAAUUGGUGCAAGAGGAGCUUGAGGAUUCGAAGGUCCAAAUCGUGGAGGAGAUGAACUGUUCUACUGUAGGAGAAGCGGAGCUGCAAAUGCAAAAUCUGGAAGAUUUAAGAACUGAGAUUCAUAAUUUAAGAAAAGAAAUGGAGGAAAAAGUGGAGCUACUGGAGAGCUUGGAAAUGGACAAUCAAAUUCUGAUGGUGAAAGAACUAAGGAGUAACCGCGAGCUACAAUUUGCUCGCAAAGCUGCUAUUGAAGGUUUGCUAGCCAUGCAGAGACCUAGGAUGAACAUUGGGAUCAAAAGAAUGGGAGAGGUCAAUCUGAAGUCUUUUAGAGAUGCUUGUUCUAAAAGGUUUCACAGUGGAAAUUGGGAUGAGAAAUUUGGACACUGGGAAGAAAAGUCCGUGGAGUUAUGCUCAUCGUGGCAAAGGGAUAUAAGUGAUCCUUAG